AUGCGCUGGACGACAAGACUACGCCUUCUUGCGGCUCCCACCCUGGCAUCGUUCCUCGCAUUUGUCCUUUCCGCCGUCAAGCCUUGGGGGGGCAUAUCCGGCCAAUGGGCAUUUCUUGUCUAUACAUCAAUGCUGAUCUUCUUCUUCCCGAGAGGUAGAAUAGGUCCUCAGAUCGAACUCACAGUGCUUGGUGUCGCCGGAGGAACUAUAGGCAUCGCUUGGUCUUCUGGAGUCCUGGCAGUUGCUGCUUGGUGUGGGCGGCGGUAUGGUGUCGACUCUGAUCAGACUCGAGCCAUACUCGGCGUGGGUCUGGCUUUACUGUGCAUCGCCUCCGGUCUGCUCCGAAGCUCUGUCCGAAGGUUCAACACAUUCAGCAAGAUUAUGGUGUUCUUUCCUAUAUUCAUGUUGACCAGCCAGCAGACCAUCACGCAUAUGACAGCCGCUUUGUUUCUCGAACAGUUCUACGUUGUCAUAUUUGCCGGCAUUCUACCCCUCAUCUCAACCUUGAUCUUUGCUCCCCAUCACACUCUAUCACAUCAGUUUGGCGCUCAGGUGGAAGAAUCGCUCAAAACAAUCUGUACCCUCCUGCCAUUAUCGCUCCAGCACAUCACCGGGGAUGAAAAUCCUUCUACUGCUAUAUCAGAACCUUCUGAAGCGGAGUAUCCUACGGCAAAGAGCCUAGAGUCUCAGCCUGAUCGAGCGCGCCUACCGCCUAGUCAAGAUCAACUAGCAAAGAAGCUGAAAACGACAAUAUCAAACUUGCAAACUUCGUCCUCCUCUUAUCUUCGUACCACGCCAUCUGUCGACGGACAGCUACCCCUACUGCCGACCGUGGUCAAGUCUCUCCAGCGAAUCGUUCGCAACCCUCUCCUAGGUACCAAUCAAAGCCCUGGCGAGCGUAUCCAGGCUGCCUUGAACAAAACCUUUCCUCACAGCCAACCCGGUACCCCCAGAGGGGCGAAGGCCCGGACUCCGGUGCCCAGUGCUUCCUCUUCCAUCCGCUCACAAAGCCGUUCCGAGGUGUUCCAUCGACGGAAACCUCGGCAUCUUACCAGCUUGCUACCCCCUGAAGCGUCUAGCUCUAGUUUGGCGCUCUCGCAACAUCCUGGGCUCAAGGAACGGAGCGAAUCGCUUGUUGGUGCUAUGGUUGAGGCGCUUCAAGCGAUUGAGCAAGAGUUGCCGGCAAAGUUCGGCUGGGCAGUAGAGGCCGCAAAGGAAGACAAGGCGGAGAUGAAUCCGUACGAACGACUGGCCGGCGCGAAAGCCCGUUUGGAGGAGCAAGUCGGUUGCGUCCAGCAGGUACUGGGCUCCCUCCUGGGCGAUCUGGGCGGGGAAGACAAAGACGACACAAGCGACAGCGAGUCCGACGUGCGUCGAAGCGCAAACCCCUCGAAUUAUGCGACUUCUCCGCGGAACAGAAGCCCAGUAGCAGCCACCUUCUCCGAGACUGUCGAAGUGAGGAGCGUGCUGCAUAAUCGGGAUCGCUAUCGUUUGGCUUUUGUCAUGACUACGCUGUUGGAUUUGGCAAAGGAUAUACAAGGUCUUGCGACCACCCUCAAUGAAGCACCGGCAUAUGAAAAGCCUCUCAGCAGCUGGAUGCACUUUUUGAGGCUCCUCUGGCUUAAUAGAAGUGAUAACGAUGAGGACAGGGAUCAUCAACGUGAGGAACCAAAUCUGGUGCCAGAUGAAUCACUGCCGCACGACGAGAAGAAGGAAUUUCAGGAUAUGGACUUUGUGUCUGCCACCUUACAUCAACAGUACUCGGCGUUGUCAACCACCAGCCCGAAGCAUCGCCUGGGACGCGCAUGGAGACUUUUCUGGGACCAGCACAAAGUGGUGAAGACACGUAUCUUGAUGUCCCGUUUCAUGCACGACGUCAAACAUUCCCGCCACGUCCUCUUUGCGAUCAAGCUUGCAGGAGGCAUCUGCCUCCUUUCAGUCCCAGCUUGGAUGCCACCGGGGUAUUCGGCUCGCAAUUGGUAUCAAUCCUCACGAGGCGGCUGGAUGGUCGUGAGCUACAUGUUUGUGCUCGAAGACACCACGGGAGCUAUCCUCAAGGUGGGAUCCUUGCGAGCGUUGGGGACUUUUAUCGGAGCUGUGGUGGGGUUUGUUGUGAGUCUACAGACAGACUUUUGCCGAUACCCCGUUCUGAUGGGUACGCAGUGCGUAUUGAUCGCAGGGAAAAAUCCGUACGGCCUAGUGGUGCUCGCGACAGUCUGCUCCAUCCCGAUAUCAUACAAUGUUCUCUUCGCCUCCAUCCCUGGCCUGGGGACGUCCACCGGCAUCACACUCCCUCCCAUCCUGUUCAUACCAUAUCUGGGGCUGUCCGAUGGCCAAUCAGACUGGUUCUUGACAUGGAAUAGAUUCGUGGAUAUCGUCAUUGGUGUGAUGGCUGCUGUCCUGGUGGGCACUUGGUUUUGGCCGGUCCACGCAAGGGUCCAGUAUUUCAAAGUUGUGUCGCGAACGCUGGAGGGUCUCAUUGAAUACUACUUGCGAAUGAGCCGGGAUCUUGUUCGAUCAACGCUGGUGUAUCGCGUCGAUGACAAACGCUACGAGGAGCUUGAGGGGAAGAUCAAACGCAACAUUCAGCUCAGCCGGACACUCAUGAAGAUUCAGCAGCAAGAAGUCUCGCUCUUGCCGCGGCCAAUCAAACUCUACUCUGAGAUCAUUGACGCGACUGAGCGCCUACUGGAGACACUCAAUGAGAUUAGAAUACUUAGGUUCAGCGUGCCCAGGAAGGAGACGGUCCUUGAUGUGCUGCCCAUACGGCGAGAACUUAUUUCAACUGUACUUAUCAACCUAUGGUCUUCAAGUCACGCAUAUGGCUCGCGUAGCCCCCUCCCUCAAUUUCUUCCCUCCCCACGCGUGCCUCUUUCUGAGCUCAUGGAUGUCACUGAAGAACACUCUCGCCAUCUGCGCUCUGCUCGGCAUAAUCAUCAUCAUCAGAGAGAAACGGAGAGCACCCGCGGUACCAUGGCCGAGGGUUACCAGGCAGAGCUGGCGGUUUUAUAUGGUAUGGCGGAGAAUGAGGCAUUGGGCGAGGUCUGUAAUAUACUGGAAGAGCUUGUGGCCUCUGCGCGGACACUUUUCGGUACACAAAGCUUUUUGCAGACAUGA
Molecule: messenger RNA, 3117 nt
Organism: Cryptococcus amylolentus CBS 6039
Lineage: Eukaryota; Fungi; Basidiomycota; Tremellomycetes; Tremellales; Cryptococcaceae
Exons: 11
Coding region: 1-3117 (1038 amino acids)
Source: RefSeq, a predicted model, not a curated record